Teleopsis dalmanni is the source of this 2761-nucleotide messenger RNA. RefSeq lists its product as uncharacterized. The transcript is spliced from 6 exons. Lineage: Eukaryota; Metazoa; Arthropoda; Insecta; Diptera; Diopsidae. The annotation marks the transcript as partial. Gene Ontology annotation, molecular function: nucleic acid binding. Gene Ontology annotation, biological process: DNA integration. The record is from RefSeq and is a predicted model, not a curated record.
AUGAUUCGUGACCAAAUUAUUAUACGUACACCGCACGAUGCUGUGCGCACGGCUGCGUUCCAAAAGCCCCAGCCGACACUUGCUGAUGUUUUGCAGAUUGCAGAAUUGUAUGAAACAACCACUAAAACGGUGGCAACAAUUAAAGAACAAACGAUCGAAAACUCAAUGCCUGUUAAUUCAGUUGGUACAAUUUCAACAAUAACAAUAAUAAAAUGUAGCAAAAUUGGACAUAUUGCGCCAGUGUGCAUGUCAAAACAAAACAAGAACAACAAACGUAAUUCAGGUGAUGAAAACAAGAAGAAAAAUUACCGUCGUAAAAGUCACAACAUUGGUACUGUUGAAACAAUUAACAGUUUAACAGUGCUUGGUGAACUUUGCGUAAAUAUCAAAUGUGGCGGAAAAGAAAGGGAAGUGGUAAUCGUUGUCGUGGAUGUCGAAAACUGUAACAAUUUAUUCGGUUUCGAUUUAUUCAAAGAAUUCGGGUUUGAUAUUCAGCAAAUUUGUAACAUUACUGAAAGUGAAUCACACAGAAUUAGCGAGCUGUGUAAGAAAUAUGGUGAUAUUUUUGAACCCGCUCUUGGCACAAUAAAAAACUUUAAGGUCAGUAUUUUUUUAAAGCCAAAUACACAUCCGAAAUUUUACAAAAGCCGACAAAUUCCAUUUUCGCAAAUGUCACUUUUCAAGAAAGAAGUCGAUCGAUUGACAAAUGCGGGUAUUUGGAAACCUGUGAAGUUUUCCCAAUGGGUUUCGCCUAUUGUACUAGCGCCAAAAGCUGAUGGUUCCAUAAGAAUUUGUGGGGAUUUUAAACAAGCAGUCAAUGCGCAAAUUGACAUUGAACAAUAUCCUUUGCCCAUACGCGACGCGUAUUUACAAAUGGAACUCGACGAUGAAGCAAAAACAAUAAUGGUUGUCAACACUCCACUUGGGUUAUUCCAAUACCAACGUUUACCGUUUGGGAUUGCAAGCGCUCCAGCUAUAUUCCAAAGAUAUCUUGAGCAGUUACUUCAAGGCGUAGAAGGUUGUGGAAAUUAUCUCGAUGACAUCAUCAUCUCCGCACCUACAUUUCAACAACACAUCAGCCGCCUAGAACAAGUACUUCGUAUUUUGCAACAAAAUGGUAUAUUGCCAGAUGAGUCAGGACUAAAAGCAGUAAAAAACCUGCAGCCGCCUAAAGAUCUAAAGCAAGCAGAAGCAUUCAUGGGUAAGGUAAACUAUUACCAUAAUUUUAUACCUAAUUUUUCGCAAUUAUCCGCGCCAAUCAACAUGCUGCGCCGAAAAAAUGUAAAAUUCACAUGGGGUACAGCACAACAACAAGCAUUUAUAGCUCUUAAAACGCAUAUUCUCAAUGCAGCGCAAUUAGCACAUUAUCAGGAAGAUUUACCGUUGGUUCUAGCUACAGAUGCCUCCUCCUAUGGCAUAGGAGUUGUGCUCUCGCAUACGUACUUUGACGGUACAGAAAGGCCUAUUGCUUUUGCAUCUAAAACUCUCGACAUUCAUCAACGACGAUAUAGUCAGAUAGAGAAGGAAGGGCUAGCUAUCGUUUUUGGAGUCAAGCGUUUCCAUCAAUAUUUAUACGGAAGAAGAUUCACCUUGGUUACUGACCACAAACCUCUUGUUAGCAUUUUAAAUCCAAUUCAUCAGUUGCCGUCGAUGACGUCACAUCGUUUACAGCGAUGGGCUAUUAUACUAAUGGCUUAUCAGUAUGAUGUUCGGUAUCGUAAAACUACUGAGCAUGGAAAUGCCGAUGCUUUAUCUCGUUUACCUGUUGGUGAAGAUAAAACUUUUGAUCAUGAAGAAUCCUGUUUCAACAUCAAUGAACUUAACACACCUAUCGACGCUGAAAUAAUUCGUCAGCAUGCCAAAAAUGACCCAAUUCUUCGCCGCGUUUAUUUUCUCGUUACAAACGGUUGGCCUGAAAAGCUAAUGCCUCAAGAUACGGAGUACAACCGGGUUGUCAUUCCAGCCUCCCUUAAGCAGAAAAUUCUUAAACUUCUUCAUGAUGGUCAUUGGGGAGUAUCGAGAAUGAAACAGCUAGCUCGACAACAUGUCUGGUGGACUAAUAUUGACAAAGACAUCGCACAAUUAACUGAAAAUUGUGAUGUGUGCAAAAUUGCAAAUCCUGUUCACACACGUGAAUACGUAAGCUGGCCUGAAGCUGAUCGACCUUGGGAGAGAGUACAUAUCGACUUUGCUGGUCCAUUUUGUAAUUCAAUGUGGCUAAUUUGUGUCGACGCUUUCUCACAAUUUCCGUUCGUUGUACAACUAUCUACAACAACAACGGUUGACACCAUAUCAGCAUUGUCUUCUAUAUUUUCUCUGGAAGGUAUACCAGAAACCAUCGUAAGUGACAAUGGUCCGCAAUUUACAGCUGAAGCAUUCAAACAGUUUUGCUCAAAACUUGGCAUCAAACAUAUAACAACAGCGCCGUUUCAUCCAGCCUCAAACGGGUUAGCCGAACGAUUCGUCAGAUCUUUUAAAACUGCUGUUCAGAAAAACAUUGACGAUGGAUUGUCUCUCAAAUUCGCUGUAUCAAAAUAUCUUGCAACAUAUCGUGCAAUGCCGAAUGCUGAGGGUAAAUCACCUGCAGAACUUUUACAUGGAAGGCCUGUUCGUACCUUGUUGAGUCAACUGUUUGAAUCGCCUAGAAAGCACCUUGAAGCUUCGAAACGGAAAAUGAAAUUUAGUCUAAAGCAACCCGUCUUCGCUCGAAACUACGCAAGAGGGGAAAAAUGGAUAAAAGGAGUUAUUGUGAAACAACUUG